This is a messenger RNA of Caenorhabditis elegans, 1483 nucleotides long. RefSeq names its product C-type lectin domain-containing protein (gene clec-68). The transcript is spliced from 9 exons. Gene Ontology annotation, molecular function: carbohydrate binding. The coding region runs from base 14 to 1402 and encodes 462 amino acids. NCBI's taxonomy places the organism in Eukaryota, Metazoa, Nematoda, Chromadorea, Rhabditida, Rhabditidae. The record is from RefSeq and is marked reviewed.
AGGGAAUUUUCAGAUGUUUUUCAACUUUCUCAUAUUUUCUGUCAUUGCUGGGUUAUCCAAUGCAGCCUGUUUGGAUAGUAACGACCAGGAAAUCCAAGGAUUCUGUUUUAAAUUCGUGGCUCAACAGAUGACAUACAGUGAUGCUCGUAAUUGGUGUCGCUACAAAAAUCCAGCAGGUUCUUCCUAUUUGGCAUAUGUUCCAAAUAAAGAUACAAGCAAUUACUUGGCAUUUUACGCUCGUUCCGCUUUUGGCACUUCUGCUGAAUACUUCUGGAUUGGUCUCAGUAGAAAUGAAUCUUCUGGCUCUUUAUCUUGGGAUAACGGACUUCCUGUUGUCUAUACCAACCUUGGAAGCUACCUCGGCCAAAACUAUUUUUCAGAGAAAAUAUCGAAUACAAAAUGGGACACACUGGGGGAUAAUAGUACGAAUUAUUUUGUGUGCAGCUACGCUUCAACUUCUGAUCAAGCGACAAGUACAGAACCACCAACUAACAACUGCCAACCUGGUGGUCAGCAAACAAUUCUUUUCGCCUAUUCAAACGACUUGGACCCAAGUGUUGUUACGGAUACACUGAUCAAUUCCUAUCUUUCUUCCCAACCGGUCACUUUUGCUGUUUCAAGAUUUGACUUGAGGCAGCCAGAGGAUAUCGGAUACUUCAAUACUUAUAAUGAAGCCGCUUCUUACGUCUCCACUCAUCGACCCGACUCAACGAAGAGAUUAGGUGACAACUCAACGGGAAGUGAUGUGCUGGAUGUAAUCAAUAAGUUCUACAAUAACACUCAACUAUCCCCGUGUGAAUCAGUUGUCAUGGUUUUAUCGAAACGUUACCCUAACACCACAGAUAUUUCAAACAUCGUCUCAAAAGUCCGCAAGUACCAUGGAAUCGUCAACUUCCUUGCUUCAAAUACUCCAUCAGGUGGCACACAGACUCGAGUGCUCUUUGAUCUUGCCUCAAAAACAAAUGGAAUCUACUCGAUCGAAAGUGAUUCAAACUUUUCGCAUUUUAUUGAAUGGAUGCCACUACGCGAGAGGUAUCCGAUUUAUGCCGUCAAUGCAAGAGUGUUAGGACAAGGAUCUCAGGCGCUUCCUUCAAUGUCUGUUCCAGUCUAUGCUGAGUAUUUAUUGAUGAUAGCACUUCAGAACCAUAUGCCCGUGAGCAAUGUUCAAUCUGUGUCUCUUUCCUGGUAUAAUCAAUUUUCUGUCGACUCGAGCAGUUUUGAUAUGCAACCUUUGGGUUGGGCAUAUGUCGAUAGUAAUUCCGAUGGUACCCGUGAACACCUAGGCACAGUUGUCUAUAAUAUGACUAUCGAUUAUGUCUACAACGACAUUGACGUCGAAACUAUGCAAGUCAGAUUCUACAGCCCAUACGCGACGGAUUUUUGGCAACCGUAUUCUGAUUAACGACAAAACGAGGAAACUGGCGUUAAUUGUUCUACUUUUAAUGAAAAUUAAUUUGAAUUUUUAUAAAUUUUAAGCUGUCAA